AUGGGCAGAUCCAAACCCCGCCAGCAAAACUUCCACCUGGAGGAUCUUCCAUGGGAGAAAAGACUCAAAAUCACCCUGUACAAUGAAGACGACUGCAAUGGCGCGAUUCGCGGACAAAAGAUUCCCGGUGGCCUCGGACUGAAAGUCCAACGCUUCGCCGUGAUCCGUGGCAUUCGACACCACGAUGGUUUCGCCCACGAGUUACGCGGUGUCGCACCGGAAUUCACUCGUGCACUCAACGCGCGUGCAAUCAUGAGCGGAGUCAUCCCGGAGAUCAAUGACUCCUCCGAGAUACCCUAUUGCAUCUGGUACCCGGAGCCUCCGCCCCAGGAGACCCUGCGCAAUCUGGUGAAGCGUUAUCCCAACAUGAUAUAUCACGCUGCUCGCGCCUGUGCCGUGGCGGGAUAUUUUGAUCUUUACUCGGAGCUUCAGGUUCUUCCCGAGGUUCAUGUUGCCGCCGAAGCUCGCGACGCUAGCCUGGCAAGGAAGAACAAAGGCAGCGAAGCAAUAUACGAGCAAAUAAUGUCGAAGCAUUUGAAGUUCGAGAUAAUGAAUGAUUAUGAUCGAUCCGUCAAUCUUGAAAACCCGCGUCCGGCACAUCUAAAUGGAGAUACGGCGGUUUUUUCCGAUCUUACUGCCCACAUGCUUCAUGCAGGAGUGGACAACAGCAGCAAACUUGGCGUCAAUCUUGUUGACUACAUCGAGUGGGAUCCGAAAGAGUACAAUACGUAUAGCCACUUCAACAUCACUGAGGACUUGGGAGUCGACGAUCAUAGUUGCGGUGCGCCUGAGCCUUUGGCCAGCUUUUGGCCACUUCUGUAUUCGCCUCUCCCGACAGACCUUCCACCAGUGAAUAAAGACAACCUGAUCCUAUCGGCUGCAUAUACAGGUGACGUGGAUCGAUAUGUACGCCUUCGACGCCCACAGAUGAUCGAACAAGAAUUCCACGCGAUCAUUCUGGGGAUAUACCAUCACCCCCUUUGGGCGCGAUGGUGGAGCACACAGGUGCCGGAGGUUCCCGAAAGCAGAGAGGACGUAUCCAUACGGCGCGCAGUUAAUGUUCGACGCAUCAUCAGUGACGAUAUCACUUGUAUCACACCUGAUACCCCAGAAUCGCUGGUUCCUCGCAGAAUCUGGUGGCCUAGUGUUGCUUCUCCGGUGACCUAUGUGCGUCUCGCACAGAAAAGGCCUGAUAUGAUUGAUUCUUGUCUACGAGCAUGUAUUGUCGCAAAUUACGAAGCGGCAUGGGAUGAGAUUUUGCUCGGGUCAUCCGAUACCCCGAACGAUCCCAAAAUCACUCGACUUUCCAAAGUCAUCGGGUCGCAUAUCUAUGCCGAGGCUAAGGAUUCGUCAAAUCCGCACUACUUGGACGACAUAAUGUUGCUUGGAAAAGCCAGCGUGGAGAAGCUUGAAUCCGGUGUGUACUACCUGGAUGACAUGCGCACUGCGAGAUGGACCUAUUCGCCGCGCUCAACUGCCGAGAGAGUUGUGAUCAAAGAUAAACCCUUCGCGUUGACAUCGGGGGAGAGCGCCACAGAUGGACUUUCGAGAGAGCCUAGUAAUUUGGGAUUCACAAUUUUCGGCAUGGAUGCAAUUGGGCUGGAUGAUAAGAUAUGGGAUCAGAGAAGCCACGUUGAAGUCCAGGAGAUGUACGACAUUCUUGAUGCCAGAGAUCUUUCAACAUAG
Penicillium canariense is the source of this 1686-nucleotide messenger RNA. RefSeq lists its product as uncharacterized. The transcript has a single exon. NCBI's taxonomy places the organism in Eukaryota, Fungi, Ascomycota, Eurotiomycetes, Eurotiales, Aspergillaceae. Bases 1 to 1686 code for a protein of 561 amino acids. The record is from RefSeq and is a predicted model, not a curated record.